Molecule: messenger RNA, 2886 nt
Organism: Microplitis mediator
Lineage: Eukaryota; Metazoa; Arthropoda; Insecta; Hymenoptera; Braconidae
Product: protein asteroid-like
Exons: 2
Coding region: 508-2772 (754 amino acids)
Biological process (GO): meiotic DNA recombinase assembly; reciprocal meiotic recombination; DNA repair
Cellular component (GO): Rad51C-XRCC3 complex; replication fork; Rad51B-Rad51C-Rad51D-XRCC2 complex
Molecular function (GO): ATP-dependent DNA damage sensor activity; four-way junction DNA binding; crossover junction DNA endonuclease activity
Source: RefSeq, a predicted model, not a curated record
UUGCAGUAGACUUACUAAUAACUACUCUGACGCAACUUUACAGAAAGCUACGGCCAGUUUUUCACGUCAAGUUGACUGCAAAGAAUUAGUAUUCAAUUAAUUGUCGCAAAUGAUUUCCCACAGCUGCCAAAUUCAAAGCAACUUUUGUCCUCCAGUUUUUCCCGCAAUUUUCAGACAUUACGUUCUGUCAACUUGUUUUCCCAACGGUGUAGAUUUACAACAAUUUUUAUUAGUUCGUUGUACUCAUAUUGUAGUCAAAAGUUUGAAUAUCUCAUAAUUAGCAACAUCUUGUCAAGUCAUAGGAAAUUUUUGUGUCUGGACUCCCAAUUUACUACGCAGUCAAAAAUAAAAUUUCAUUCACAAUCAUAGACCUCAAGGCUGUUGUACAUCUUAACCUUGCUUUAAAAAACACUACCACGUGCGCAUGUUUGAAAACAAAAGUAAUGUUUAUUUUUUUCAUACUUUACAUAUUCGUAGUAUAUUAAUUUAAUAUUUAAAAAUUUUAAAAUGGGAAUACGCGGAUUGACAACAUACGUGCAGAAUAAAUCAGAUUAUUUUUUUGAACCGUACGAAUUAUUCAACACAAAAUUAGUUAUCGACGGUUGGAGCCUAAGUGCGCAGUUGUAUUGUCAUGCAACUUACAGUGACAGCAUAUUCGGCGGAGAUUAUGAUCAAUUUGCCCACUGCGUUACAAGAUUUUUCGAAGACUUACUCCGUUGCAAUGUUACACCUCUGGUUAUCCUCGACGGCGGGUGGGAAGACAAAAAAUAUAAUACCCUAAUAAUCCGUUUUAGAGAGAAACUACGAACCGCAUCUUCGAUGAGUUUCAAAAUCCAUGAACGCACAAUACAUUUCCCGUUACUGUUACCUGACGUAUUCGUUGAUGUCAUGGACAAGAUGGAGAUCAAAUAUUUUAUGUGUCCGUUUGAAGCUGAUGAGGCUGUUGCUGGAAUAUCCAGAGCCUUAAAUUGGCCGUUGCUCAGCUACGACUCUGAUUAUUACAUUUACGAUGUAAUGUACAUACCUCUAAGUACACUAGACCCUUACAUUGUUCGCUACGCCAAAGGCUACGUCAAGAAGUGUAAAAUAUACAGGGUACAAAAAUUACUAAACAAAUUCCACGGGCUAGAUGUUACGUCUCUGCCCUUAGCUUCCAUUUUAAUGGGAAAUGAUUACAUAAAUAAUCAUGUAUUCGAUGAUUUCUUCUUUUCGCAAUUGCGGAUGCCAAAACAACAAGUUACCAAUUACCGGCAAUUGAAAAUUGAACGUAUCUUCAAUUGGCUGAAGCAUUACACGUUGAAUGGAGCAAUGAAUAAAAUUGUUCAAUAUCUGAGUAAAAAUCAGUGCGAGUUCGUGAUAAACCAAAUGGAAAUAGUCAUCAACUCAUAUUUGAAUAUUUCUACUCAUAUGCUGGGUCCUUUAGGUUUAAACCCUGAGUUUAUUGAAGAUAUAGAGAAGAAUAUAUCAAUUUUUAAAUUUGAAGACGAAAAAUCGAAGCUGAAAAAUGACAGUAGGGACAAUAGUGAAGAUAUUGACAAAGAUGAUGAUAAGGAAGCUUACAAAAUAUUAAUUAACGCUGCGGAAGAUGAGUUUGCGGCAUGCGUACCGAAGUGGUUCAUGGAAAAUCAUUCAACUGGACGACUUCCAAUAUAUUUUGUGAACAUUAUUACCCAUCGUCGCUAUAUAAUGCCUGUGCAAAUAGAAGUGAUGGAUUACCCAUCAGCGCAUGACAUAAGUAUGCCGAUAGUAAAGAAAAUUUGUAGUUUACUAACUACAGUUAACGACAAUAUUGAUAAAGAAGACGAUGUAGUUAUAGAAUUGAUCACUCGUGAAGAUAAAGAAAUGCGAAGAGUUAAUUUACUUGUUCCGAAAUCAACUGUUACGUUGGAAAACUUGCGCAUGCUCAGUGAAAAAGAAAGAAGAAAUAUAAUUGAUGAAACAAUCGAAGUUGAAGAGAGUUAUCAUUUGGAAGAACUGCCUUCAGCUUGGAGAUUGUACGUCGCUGUAAUUAUCUAUUGGAUAAAGCAGAAUGACGAACCGGUUAGAAGCCAACUACACUUGGAUUGUCUGCUAGUGUCGAUGUUCUCUGGAAUUAUUGAUAAAAAACUGGGAUUCCGGCGAUCGAAGGAAAAAUUUCAGAGAAAAUAUGCUGAUGAUUUGGCUCGGAUACAAGAAGAAAGAAGACUGAGGAAAUUAACAGCUGAUAGGGAAUCUUCUAUUCUGACGAAUUUGAUAAAUGAAAUUAGUGAGGAAGAUUGUAUUGCUGCGUUACCAUUUUUCUUAGAGCACUUUGAAGUUAGUAAAAAUUUGAGAGUGUAUCCUGGUAACUUUGAUUUGAAUAUCGUACAUGUUUUUUCACAAUUUCAAAGCUGUCUGAGACACGCGAUGCAUUUAAAUGCGUUAUUGGGUUUUAUUUAUGAAAGAACGUCAGUUAGUAGCUUCUUUAAUGGGAUGUUGCUGUACAAUUUUUAUAAUAAUUUCAAAACGAGAAAUGAUGUUGAACGUUAUGUCUCUACCCGAUUAGAAAAUGCGCCGGGAAUUUUGAAAGUUUUUCAAUUACUGAGGAGAAAAGUUAUUGACAUUUUGAACAGUUGUCAAGUUGAAGUCCACGAGGGCGCGAAGAAUGUGAGAAGAAAGAAACGGCGGAAUAAAAAAAAUAAAACGGUCGAAAAUGAUGAUGUUGAUUGUUUGGAAGAUAACAGCAGCAAUGAUGCUGAUGCGCAUGAUUAUAAUGAUCCGAAUAAUUCGUUUUCGAUGCUGAAAAUAUCUUAAGUGAAAAUAUUUAAUAGAAGGGUACAAAAAAUUAUAUCCAAAUUUAAAAAUAAGCAACGAUUCAAUGACACAAAAUAUUGAAGUUAUAACACCAGGAAAGAUAGAAGAACUGUC